AUGCCUACCGAGUUCAUCAGCCUCACCUUUCCUACCCCGUCUACGGAGAUCGACCCGAUCCCCAAUGCCGCCAUUGACCCGGCAUUCCUGGAGCGCUAUGCUCGCAAUCUAGAUGAUUACUCUUACAACUAUACCCUUGUCCCUUAUGAUUCCUCUUAUUUCGAUCCUUGGACUGUCGGCGCGACCAUCGCCUCACACACGAAAAACCUCAAAAUCAUCAUCGCGGUGCGGCCCAACACCCUUUAUCCGACUGUGGCCGCCAAAGCCCUAGCGACUCUGGAUCAGCUUAGCUCCGGCCGUGCCGUUGUCCAUUUUAUCGCCGGUGGCAGUGAUGCCGAACAGGCCAGGGAGGGCGACUUCCUCACCAAAGACCAGCGCUAUGGCCGACUGGAGGAUUAUAUCAAAAUCCUACGCCGGGCCUGGGAGUCUGCCGACCCAUUCGACUGGGAGAGCCCCUACUACACAUUUAAGGAUUUCAGCAACCGGGUUCGUCCGGUGAACGGCACCAUUCCUGUCUCAGUCGGUGGAUCAUCUGACGAAGCCUAUCGCAUUGGUGGCUCACUCGCGGACAUCUUCGGUCUUUGGGGAGAGCCCCUGAAGGAGACUAAGGAGCAAAUCGACCGCAUCUAUGCUGAAGCGGAGAAAGCAGACCGUACUGACCGGCCGCGCAUCUGGGUGACCUUCCGUCCUAUAGUGGCCGAGACGGACGAGCUGGCCUGGGCCAAGGCACACCGCACCCUUGAUGCCCUACAGAAAAACCGUGCCGCUGGUCUUGGUAAGGCGCCUGCUAAUGCACCUCCUCCUCAGAACGUCGGCUCGCAGCGUCUGCUCGAAAUCGCCUCGCGGGGUGAGGUGCACGACCGCGCGUUAUGGUACCCGACUGUGACGGCGACAAACGCACGUGGUGCGUCAACAGCUCUUGUUGGUUCAUGGGAAACUGUUUCAGAGUCUAUCUUGGAUUAUGUGGAGCUUGGUGCAGAGCUGAUCUCCAUCCGAGGAUACGAUAACCUCAACGACGCAAUUGACUAUGGGCGCUACAUCUUGCCGCGCGUACGAGAGGAACUGAAGAAGAGGGGGAAGCAAUGAGAUCCAUCACUACGAGGUCUGGUAAUAUAUGUUUCGCGGCGCCAAAGUAUCUUAGCGAGAUGUUGAUAUGAUUCUCCGCCAAGAGCAUGUACCUCGUUCCGAUAACCCUGACAUAGAUGUAUUUAUUUCAGGUGUCAGACCACUUUGAAGGGUGUUCUCAUUCGUGUCACACGUCCUCUUCAUCCAUGUACUCUGCAAGAACGUCCUAGAUGAAGGGCUUAAACAACCUGCCCUCGGUGGGGAUACCCUCUUCCUAGAUAAUUCCACAACCCAAACAAUAGUUGCUGCAAUAUCAUACUAGAAUUCACAA
This is a messenger RNA of Aspergillus nidulans FGSC A4, 1396 nucleotides long. RefSeq names its product LLM class flavin-dependent oxidoreductase. Gene Ontology annotation, molecular function: oxidoreductase activity, acting on paired donors, with incorporation or reduction of molecular oxygen. NCBI's taxonomy places the organism in Eukaryota, Fungi, Ascomycota, Eurotiomycetes, Eurotiales, Aspergillaceae. The transcript has a single exon. Bases 1 to 1086 code for a protein of 361 amino acids. The record is from RefSeq and is a predicted model, not a curated record.